AUGGAGUUUGUGAACAGGCUUGAGGACUGGACCAAACUCAUCAAGAUUUCGGAUCCUAUGGAAGAAGGUUGCAGGCUUGGCCCUGUUGUUAGUAAGGGGCAGGAUAUGUUACAUUUACUUGGUUGUGAGGUUUUUGUAAAAAUAGAAAAUUUGAGUGAAUUUUGGUUGACAAAUAAUGUGAAAUGGACGCUAACUAGAGAUGAGGAUUUCAACUGCAGAGCAGCACAUUGGGCUGACCUGCAUGCCCUUCUGUACAAUGCAUUACCACCAAACCUGUUUCUUUGGGGUCACCAUUUCCUAUCUUUCUCCAUUUCCAGUGACAAGUCUUCAGUUAUAGUGAAGGCUUCAUCCCAUCAGACUAAUGAAAUCAUCGAAAUUGUCGGUGAUUUGCUCGUUGCAGCGGAUGGAUGUCUCUCUUCGAUCCGCCAAAGUUUUGUCCCUGACCAUAAACUGAGGUAUUCGGGUUACUGCGCAUGGAGAGGGGUGCUUGAUUUUACAGGAAAUGAGAGUUCAGAAACCUUAACCGGCAUCCGAAGGGAAUACCCUGAGCUUGGGAAAUGCUUGUACUUUGGCUUAGGUUCUGGGACGCACACCGUGCUAUACGAGCUUCUGAACCGAAGGCUGAAUUGGAUUUGGUAUGUCCACCAACCGGAGCCUGAUCUGAAGCAUAACUCGAUGACCAUGAAAGCGACCAGCAACAUGAUCCAGAGUAUGCACAAAGAAGCAGAGAAAAUGUGGCUUCCAGAGUUUGUGAGAGUGAUCAAGGAAACAAAAGAGCCUUUCUCGUGGCUUGAAUGAUUAUGCACUUCUAUUUGCAUUCUUGAUGGGUCUAUCUUAUGUUGUGGUUGUUUUGCAUUUUUUGGAGGAAAAAAAAAAAAAAAAAAAAAAAAACCGAA
Malus domestica (apple) is the source of this 896-nucleotide messenger RNA. The record is from RefSeq and is a predicted model, not a curated record. NCBI's taxonomy places the organism in Eukaryota, Viridiplantae, Streptophyta, Magnoliopsida, Rosales, Rosaceae.